AUGGUUUUUCGAAAAAGACAAUUAAUAUCUUAUUUAAAUGCAGCUUUAGUGGAUUUACCUACUCCUUCAAAUAUUAAUUAUAUAUGAAAUUUUGGUUCCUUAUUAGGUGUUUGUUUAUUAAUUCAGAUUAUUUCUGGUUUAUUUUUGUCUUUUCAUUAUUGUAGAGAUAUAAAUAUGGCUUUUUCUUGUAUUUCUCGUAUUGUUCGAGAUUGUAAUAGAGGUUGGUUAAUUCGAAGAAUUCAUGCUAAUGGUGCUUCUAUAUUUUUUAUCUUAAUUUAUUUACAUAUUGGUCGAGGAAUUUAUUAUCAUUCGUAUUAUAAGAUUAAGACUUGAAGAAUAGGGGUAAUAAUUUUAUUAGUAUUGAUAGCUACUGCUUUUAUAGGGUACGUUUUACCUUGAGGACAAAUAUCUUUUUGAGGGGCUACGGUAAUUACUAAUUUAUUAAGAGCAAUUCCUUAUAUUGGAGAAAUAUUAACUUAUUGAGUAUGAGGGGGUUAUUCCGUAGGUGGUGUUACCUUAAUACGAUUUUUUUCAUUACAUUUUUUAAUACCUUUUAUUUUAAUAUUAAUAGUAGUAAUACAUAUUAUUUUUUUACAUGAAGAUGGGUCAAGAAAUCCUUUAGGGGUAAGAAGAAAUAUUGAUAAGGUUCCUUUUCAUCCUUACUAUACUUAUAAGGAUAUUUUAGGUAUUAUAAUUUUAUUAAUAGUAUUUAUAUAUGUAGUGUUAAUUAAACCUUAUAUAUUUAUAGAUCCUGAAAAUUUUAUUCCCGCUAAUAUAAUGGUUACACCUCCGCAUAUUCAACCUGAAUGAUAUUUCUUAUUUGCAUACGCAAUUUUACGUUCUAUUCCUAAUAAGUUAGGUGGGGUAAUUGGUUUAGUAAUAAGAAUUAUAAUUUUAUUUUUAUUACCUUGAUUAUCUAAAAAUUAUUAUAUAAAUUCUUCUUUUUAUAUUAUAAAUAAGAUUUUAUUUUGAAUUUUUGUAAAUAUUUUUAUUAUAUUAACUUUCUUGGGAUCGUGUCCUGUAGAAAGACCUUAUAUUUUAUUAAGUCAAAUUUAUACAAUUAUGUAUUUUAUUUACUUACUAGUACGUCCUUAUAUUUUUUAG
Varroa destructor (honeybee mite) is the source of this 1104-nucleotide messenger RNA. NCBI's taxonomy places the organism in Eukaryota, Metazoa, Arthropoda, Arachnida, Mesostigmata, Varroidae. The record is from the annotation of a RefSeq genome assembly.